Molecule: messenger RNA, 2904 nt
Organism: Plasmodium yoelii
Lineage: Eukaryota; Apicomplexa; Aconoidasida; Haemosporida; Plasmodiidae
Product: ATP-dependent RNA helicase DDX23, putative
Exons: 1
Coding region: 1-2904 (967 amino acids)
Biological process (GO): mRNA splicing, via spliceosome
Cellular component (GO): catalytic step 2 spliceosome
Molecular function (GO): RNA helicase activity; RNA binding; ATP binding
Source: RefSeq, a predicted model, not a curated record
AUGUUCUUCUUUAAAAGGAACAAGAGUAAUGUCCCAGAGGAAGAAAACGAAAAAGAAAAUGCAAACGAAAAUAAAAAUAAAACAAAUGCUGUCGUAGUUAAUAACCCUUUUCAAAAUAUUCAAAAAAGUAGCUUUGAAGAAAAAAAAGAAAGUAACAAUGAAAUUUUAAGUGAUGAAGAAAACCUGAACAAUUCAGGUAAAAAUGAUAACAAGGAAGAAAAAACAUCUUCCCCCAUUAAUGAAAAUGAUAGUAGUAACAAUAAUAAAAAUGGUAGUAGCAAUAAUAAAAAUGGUAGUAGCAAUAAUAAAAAUGGUAGUAGCAAUAAUAAAAAUGGUAGUAGUAGUAGCACCGAACAGGAACAAAAAGAGAAAGCAACAACACAUAAGGAAGAAAAUAAUAAAGAUUUGGCAAAGGAACGAAUAUAUCAAAAUUUGCAUAUAAGCGGUUUGAAAAAAAAAACAAUAAAUUUGUAUAGUUCGAGUUCAGACGACGAUUCUGAAGAUAGUGAUAAAAAAAUAGUAAUUAAUAAACCCCAAAAUAAAAAUAGCAAUUUAAAUAAAAGCGAUAAAUAUAAUAACAAAAAAGAGAAGGAACACAAAAUAGAUGAAGACAACAAAAAUAAAAACGAGAAUAAACGUAUUUUUGCAAACAUAUCAUCUAAUAAAGAAAAACUUGUAUUUUUAACAAAAAAAGAAAGAAAUGAAAAUAAAAAAAAAUUAGAAAAUAAAAAUGAAACUAUAAAAAACGGAGAAGAUAAUUAUUCAGAUGAACAUGAUGAUAAUUAUAAAAAAAAUAAAAAAAGUGAUGAUAUUCGUAAUGAUAGAAAAAAACAAAAAAAAAGAAAUAGAGAACAUUCUCAAAGUGAUGAAGAUAAAAAAAUGUCAAGUAAUGAUAAUACACCCGAGUUAAAUAAAAAAGAUGAAAAUAAAAAAGAUGAAAAUAAAAAAUUGUAUCAAAUGAGUUAUGAAAAAACACAAUCAUCUUUGGCAGAACUAAAUAUGCUACAUAUUGAUGACAUUGAAAGAGACAAAUAUAGAGAAAGAGAAUUAGAAAUAAUAAAACAACAAUAUUUAGGGUUAAAUAAACAUAAAAAAAAAAUGCAAAAACCAUCUGAAAAAUUUCGAAAUAUAUUUAAUUUUGAAUGGGAUAAAUCUGAAGAUACAUCGAAAAAUGAUAGUAACCCAUUAUAUCAAAAUAGAUUAGAACCACAAUUAUUAUUUGGUCGAGGAUAUAUAGCAGGUAUAGAUGUAAGAGAGCAAAGAAAAAAACAUAAUUUUUAUGAUAAACUUGUUCAAAAUAGAAUCCAAUUAUGUAUGAAGAAAAAGAAAGAAUAUGAAGCAUCUGGAGAAAAAAAAUGGGGAAAAAAUGAAUCAGAUAAAGAAUAUAAUGAAAAUGAGGAUAAAAUAAUUGGAAGUAAUCUCACAAAAUAUGUGUCAAACUUAGAAAACAACGGAUUACAUAAAAAUCAAUUUAUUUAUGAACCUAAAAUUAAUAAUAUAAUAAAAGAUACAGAUAAUAAACAUUGGAGUGAAAAAAAAAGAGAAGAUAUGACAGAUAGAGAUUGGAGAAUAUUUAGAGAAGAUAAUGAAAUAUAUAUAAAAGGUGGUGUUGUACCACCCCCUAUAAGAAAAUGGGAAGAAUCAAAUUUAAGUUCAGAUUUAUUAAAAGCAAUUAAAAAAGCAAAAUAUGAAAAACCUACACCUAUACAAAUGCAAGCAAUACCUAUUGCAUUAGAAAUGAGAGAUUUAAUUGGAAUUGCUGAAACUGGAUCUGGAAAAACAGCUGCAUUUGUUUUACCUAUGUUAUCAUAUGUUAAACAAUUACCUCCAUUAACAUAUGAAACAUCACAAGAUGGACCAUAUGCUUUAAUAAUUGCUCCUUCAAGAGAAUUAGCUAUACAAAUAUAUGACGAAACUAAUAAGUUUGCAUCUUAUUGUUCAUGUAGAACCGUAGCAGUUGUUGGUGGAAGAAAUGCAGAGGCACAAGCAUUUGAAUUAAGAAGAGGAGUAGAAAUUGUAAUUGGAACACCUGGUAGAUUACAAGAUUGUUUAGAAAAAGCAUAUACUGUAUUAAAUCAAUGUAAUUAUGUUAUUAUUGAUGAAGCAGAUAGAAUGAUGGAUAUGGGUUUUGAAGAUGCUGUUCAUUUUAUUUUAGAUAAUAUACCAACUAGUAAUUUAAAAUCAGAAGAUGAUGCUUUAGCUUUACAAGAAGAAAUGAUGGCUAAAGCUGGACAUAGAUUAUACAGAUUAACUCAAAUGUUUUCAGCUACUAUGCCACCAUCUGUUGAAAGAUUAUCAAGAAAAUAUUUAAGAGCACCUGCAUAUAUAUCUAUAGGUGAUCCAGGUGCCGGAAAAAGAUCAAUAGAACAAAAAUUAGAAUUUAUUACUGAAGGAAAGAAAAAACAAAAAUUACAAGAAUUAUUAGAAAUUUAUGAACCACCUAUUAUUGUAUUUGUUAAUCAAAAAAAAGUUGCAGAUAUUAUUGCUAAAUCUAUUAGUAAAAUGAAAUUUAGAGCUAUAGCAUUACAUGGUGGAAAAGUACAAGAAAUGCGAGAAGAAGCAUUAAAUGCUUUUAAAAAUGGAGAAUUUGAUAUUUUAGUAGCAACAGAUGUAGCUGGUAGAGGUAUUGAUGUACAUGGAGUUAAAUUAGUUAUUAAUUUUGAUCUCCCAAAAGAUAUUGCAUCAUAUACACACAGAAUUGGAAGAACUGGAAGAGCUGGAAUGAAAGGGCUAGCUAUUUCAUUUGUUACUGAACAAGAUACACAUUUAUUUUAUGAUUUACGCCAAUUCUUGAUAUCAUCAAAUAAUAUUGUACCUCUUGAAUUGGCUAACAAUCCUGCUUCACAAGUAAAACCUGGAACUGUUAUGCAAACUUCAAAGAAACAAAUUUUGUAUAAAAAUUGA